AUGGCCGCUCCCAAGAUUACACUCUACUUCGACAUCGUGAGCCCGUUCGCUCAUAUAGCCUUCCAUGUAUUGAGACACUCUCCCACAUUUGCCAAGUGCGACAUUACAUAUGUGCCCAUUUUCCUGGGGGGGUUGAUGAGGGCAUGUGAAAAUACUCCGCCCAUCCAGAUCACGAACAAAGCGCAAUGGAUCAACCGAGAACGGCGCCGCUGGGCCCGCUACUUCUCCGUUCCCAUGGUUGAACAGACACCGGCAGGCUUUCCGCCCUUGACUCUGGCUCCGCAGCGUGCUCUGUGCGCCGUCUCGCAAAAGGCGUCGGAACGCUUUCUUCCCACUGUCGACGCGCUCUUUCGGUCCUACUGGAUUGAAGGAAAUAGCCAGAUCGGACAGCCUGAUGGGUUCGGCCCCGUCCUGGAGAAAGUGCUCGGCAAAGAAGGCGCAGAGCAGAUCCUCAAGGCUAUGAGCCAGGUUGAGGUCAAAUCGCUCUUGUCGGCCAACACGGAUCGUGCGUUCAAGUCCGGUGCCUUUGGAAUUCCUUGGUUCGAGUGCACAAACUCCGAGGGUGAGACAGAAGGGUUCUGGGGAGUCGACCAUCUGGGCCAAGUCGCCGAGUUCUUGGGACUGGAUCGCAGUCUGGACAAAGGUUUCCGGGCGGUACUGUAG
This is a messenger RNA of Aspergillus pseudoviridinutans, 663 nucleotides long. RefSeq names its product putative 2-hydroxychromene-2-carboxylate isomerase. The record is from RefSeq and is a predicted model, not a curated record. Bases 1 to 663 code for a protein of 220 amino acids. Gene Ontology annotation, molecular function: glutathione transferase activity; glutathione peroxidase activity. Gene Ontology annotation, biological process: glutathione metabolic process. Lineage: Eukaryota; Fungi; Ascomycota; Eurotiomycetes; Eurotiales; Aspergillaceae. Gene Ontology annotation, cellular component: mitochondrion; peroxisome. The transcript is spliced from 4 exons.